Amoebophrya sp. A25 is the source of this 1996-nucleotide messenger RNA. The record is from the annotation of a GenBank genome assembly. Lineage: Eukaryota; Dinophyceae; Syndiniales; Amoebophryaceae.
CAUGUCCUCGGCAAGUUGCAUUGCAUGACUGAAAGAGAGAGCAGCAGUUCAACGUGUGGAUCUUCUCUACUAAAAAGAUGUCCUCCAACUCAUCGGCUUACGGAGGCUCCUCCUCGUCCUCCUCCGCUGCCAUCUUGACCGAGCAGUUUUCCAAUGGCGCUCUCCGUCUUGUAUCCGUUGCGAGUCCUGCGGUUGCUUGGUCUGCUGUCGGCUUGCCAUUCGAUGUCAUCCGCCAUCGGUUACAGGUUUCCAGUACGUCCGUCAUUAUGGCCUACGCUUAAUUAUUAUCUUUGUUUGUUUUCCAGCAUUUUGGUCUUGGAACUGUCCCAUGAAAAUACGGAAAUAUCAAGGUCGUGGAUGAUCCCAAGAUGGCUUUGGAUCGCGAGCUCUAAUGUACCAAGUAUCAGAGGACCGAUCGACUGUCUCCAGUAUACGAUAAGAACCGAAGGCGUGCGAGCAUUGUGGUCGGGAUUGUUGCCCACUCUGUUGAUGCAGGUUCCCUACGCGACGAUCAUGUUCGGGACUUUUGAGACAUUUCGUCCUUCUAAAAAAAGAAUAAGGGAGCAAAGCCAAAGCAAUGAGCAGGGCAACACAAGAACUUACUACUCCAAAGUUUUCUUAGCAGGAAGUGCUGCGGGUGUUCCUUUGACCGUCCUAGCAAACCCUUUGGACGUUUGGAGGACCAGGGUGCAGACGAUGGGCUUUACGACAAGUACUUCUGGUUCGUUGGCGAAUAGCAGUGUAGUUAAGGUAGACGCUCCCCCUACUGCUGCAUCAUCUUCGUCUUCUUCACGACAGCAGACCUGCACUACCAGAACUUCUGGUGCAAGCGCAGCUUCAGCUUCCUCAUCUUCUAGAAGUAGGAGCAUUUUCAAAGCCCUACAGCUUGAGAAAAGACUACUCGCGAGAGGCUCGAGUAUGACCUUAAUCCGCAACGGUCCAGGGAAUGGGUUCUUCUUUCUCUUUAAUGAAGUUUUAAACGAUAUUCAACUGCCGAUCCAGAAUGUGAGUCUCAAGAAAUUUGUCACUGGCGGACUGACUGGCAUCUUGUUCAACAUCUUGCUGCAUCCUGUGGACGUGGUUAAAGCAAGACUGAUGGUAAGCGAUGUAAAGACGAUAUCGCAAGUGGUUGCUGAAGUUUACAAGGAUAUGGGCUUCAGAGGAUUUUUUAGAGGAGUUUCGGUGGUAUGCCUGAAAGCGGGGCCAGUGAAUGCUGCUGGUUUUUGGCUUUUGCAUGAGGUCCAGCGAGGCUUGGGGUUGUCCUUGUCUUCUGCCGGGAAGACGGGUGUAGCUGCUGGAUCAGGAGAUAAUGGUCAUAAGAAGUAAGAAUUACCGUCCACGCAUUCAUCGAGAAGCCGCUGUCAGGGCACAAACGAUGAGAAUCAAAUUUGGCCGAGUAAGCAGGAGCUCAGGGUUUGCAUGCACACAGACAAAAGCGCUAGGACCUCAGAAUCCGAUGUUCGUCGAGGAACAAGAGACAAGUUGCACGAAGGAAAUGAAGUGAGGGUUGAGUUAGUUUCGCGUGGUUUUGUCACACGCUUUUGCUUUUCGCAAAAAUGUACUUACGUGGUUUCAGUGAGUGGUUUUGGCUGGCAGUGACGGCCCUGCACGUAAUAGUUGUGUUUUGAGUUCGCCGCCAGUUGAUAGUUUUAGAAGAUGGUGAUUUCAGCUUGCAGGAAGUUGUUAAAGCUGUGGUCUCAAUACUUAUAAGCUUGUACAAAAACUACAUGUUUCCGAAUUUAUCCAGAAUGAACGAAGUGGUGGUGGUGAUUUUUUGUCUGUGGGUGGCACACGAAUCAAAUGAACACAAAUCGAAUGUAUCGAUGAUAACAGCACAAGUCAGUGCCUAUUGUCCUUCUUUUAGUUCCUGUUGUGAGAGACAUUAAUCCGGAAAGCCGAGGGGACCAGUGUGUUGUGCAUCCAUCCGGAAAUUGCAGUGUCGAAGGCCAAUGGCAUCCAUUGGCAUCCAUCAUAAGCUUCAAACACCUGAUUCCUG